Durusdinium trenchii is the source of this 2049-nucleotide messenger RNA. The record is from the annotation of a GenBank genome assembly. Lineage: Eukaryota; Dinophyceae; Suessiales; Symbiodiniaceae.
UACACUUCUCGACGUCCCAGACGAUCCUGUGUCGACGCCAUGGCUUUGGCACCACCCACCGCCGAUCGGGGCAUUCGGGUCUCUGUGGCAUCCAUCGGUGCCAUCAUCGAACAUGCGGUGGACGCCGUGGUGGUCGCGCCGGGUGAGGCCGUCGUGCCCAAUCGGAGCCGUGCAAAGCCUGCAGUGGAUGUCCCCAUGGGCUCCGCCAGUGGAGUGAGUAUGGCAGGAUCUGCUCUCGAGAAAAGAUUCUCGAUGCAUAGCAGCAGUGCUGACAGCUUGGACUCCAGGGAGCAUACCAUGGAAUGGAAGCUUCCUUCAGAGGAGCAGGCCUAUGAGAGACUGCCAUGGACCAGGGGGCGUCUCUUCAAUUUUCUGGUCUCCACAGUGAUCUUUAUGAAUACUGUGUGGCUGGGCCUAGAGACAGAUUUGUACGAGCCUCAUAUCUAUCAAGAUCAGAUAGAUCCUUGGAAGGUAGUCAACUAUGCCUUUGUGUUUUUCUUCCUUGUGGAGCUGCUGAUUCGAAUAUAUUCCAGAGCUGGGUGGCCCUUCUUUGCAGACAACUGGAACGUCUUCGACUUCCUAUUGGUUGUGCUGUCAAUACUGGACACCUUCGUACUGGAGUAUAUCUCUGGCAGCACAGGCAGCUUAAGUGCCUUGCGAGUCCUCAGAGUACUCCGAGUGGCGAGAGUGCUGCGACUCCUGCGCUUCUUCAGACCCUUAUGGCUGCUGGUGAUAGGUGCUGUUGACGCGAUGCGAGCGUUAUUGUGGGCGUGGGUGCUUAUAUCCAUUCUCAUCUAUAUUUUUGCCAUCCUGCUGACGCGGACAGUGGGCUUUCCACAUAUGGAUACGGACGCGGACAUCGAGCAAUACUUUGGAAAUAUUGUGUACAGCUCCUUCACCCUCUUCCAAGUGAUGACUUUGGAGGGCUGGCCCACAGUGGCCCGCCUGGCCAUGGCAAAGGAGCCAUGGACUUGGAUCGUGUUUGUGGCGUUCCUGCUCAUCACGACCUUUUCUAUCAUGAACAUGAUCGUCUCGGUCAUUGUAGACAGUACUUUGGAGGCAGCUCUAGAUCAGAAGUUGCAGGCGAUGCGUGACCAGGAGUAUCAAACCACUAUGGCUGCCGUGAAGGUCGAUGAGGUCUUCCGGAGAGCCGAUGGGAAUGGUGAUGGUCAAAUCACAAAGGAGGAACUGAUGGAAGCCCUUUUGAAGCCGGAUGUCCGACUGUACCUCCGGGAGGUCGGUAUCGACAUCACCAACGCAGAAUUUAUUUUCGAUGUUGUUGACUAUGAUGGCUCUGGCAAGCUUGAAUACAAGGAGUUUGCCAUGGCCUUGGUGAAGGCUCGUGGUGAGGCCAAGGCGCAGGACGUUUUGGCGCUACAGUGCGACCUUUGGCGGCGAGAGCUAAGUCUCCGUGAGAGCCUCUUUCGGGUUUGUGUAAAAGUUGACCAACGGCUCAGAGCCGUUGAUGAUACUGUAGAAUCGCUUCAGAAGGACUUGCAGGCGUUGAACUCUGCUUUGGAAUGAGAUCAGAGGCCGGAGGGGGUUGGAGGACUGUUGUUGAGACAUUAUGGUCUCACCUGGAGACAUGCUGGGGGCUGUUUCACAACCUGUUGCUCGACCUGUCCACAUGCUUUGUGGGUAUGCAUGGAAAAUUAUCCACAGCCCUAGCUAUACAUUGUCAGGUUUAAAGCAGUCUUGAAGCGGAGACUCGUUGAAAGUUGCCGACGCAAGAUCUUCAGAGUGUUUCUUAGGAACUCUUGUCACAUUUCACGAGAGGUGAAAUCCCUGGAAGGUGAAUACCCUCGAAAAGCUUUGAGUGCCCUAAGAGCGAAGGGAUACCUCUUAAGUGAGCAACCUUGGAUUCCCCCAAGGGGAAACAACGCAGACACUGUCUCAUGUUUUUGUUUGUGACAUAACAGGGUGAGCUGUUUGAGGAAGGCAGAUGUCCAUUUUGUACAGCCUACAAUCUCCGGUGGAAAGUGGAACGCGGCCAACCCGAGUUCUGCUAAAGGAGGAACGGAUUUUCAAGUUUGGCCAGCUGACCGUCUC